GCGUCACUUCCGCCGUCUCGCGAGAGCAGAAGCCUCUCCCCCCCGCCCGUCGCGGUUGCCGGGGUAACCGCGGCCCGGCCGGAAGCACCGCCCCCGCGCGCACUCCGGACGCGGGAGGCCAUCUUAGCGCGAGAAGUCGUGACUCAGCAGGGCCGCCGGGCGGGCGGGUGACGGCGCGGUGACGUCACUGCCCGUCCUGUGUCACCGCCGCGCUGCGGCGGGCCCGCUGCCGCCCUCGCGCUCGGUCUGCGCUUGGCGCUGAACGCCUGCGGCCCGGGUCUGCGCGGUCAGAUCCGAUGGCUCUGACGGAGCGGCUUUGGCCCUUAGAGACAGGAGCGGGGCCGUGCCUUUCGCCGCCGUGAUGCGGCGCUCAGCUCAGGGGCCGCUGUCCGAGUAGCGCUCCUUCGGAUCGGCGCACACAGUUCGUUCCCCCGGUGCCGGGUGGCAGCGAUGUUCAUUCGGUUUGUUAAGUGCUGAGCUGCUGUCGGCCUGUGGGCGAAGCUGAUUGCUUGUCAAUGAGAGACAAAUAGGUGCUUGGGGAAGUGCACUGAAAUCCCAUUCGUGGUGAUAAGUAAAACGUGUUCGUACCCGCUUGAAACUUCACGUUUUCCCUGCUCGGUCUGAUCAGGAGUUCUUUCCUCUGCUCACUCGCUGACCUUCAUUGGCUCUGCACAACUCACUGCCCUUCCUACAGCCGAGGCACCCCCUAGAAACUAUUCGGUAAUUGGAAGAUGAAAUAGUUUGGAUCUGCUAAGUUGAAUCAUUGCUCGGGCAAAACCUUUUCAUUCCCAACUCAGCAGCUGCUGAUCCUGUUAGUCACGCUCCUGAUGCCUCCCUGCUCUUUAGCGGCUUAAAUCCCCCGAGAGCUUUCUGGCCGUGGUGAUCUCUGGUCCUGUGUCAGAAUACGCAGCCCUUCGUGCAUGCUGUUUCUAUGCCAGCACUUCGUUCUGACACCUCGAGUCCCUCCUUUGCACGGUCGGAUGUUUCCCGGCACUAUUUGAAGAGUUCUGUGUCCUGGUAUCUUCUUUUAAACCUUCACGUCACGCAGUCAGUGAGAUGCUGGGCAAAGUCUAACUCUUCCCGCGAACUGGUUCAAAGGGAUGGAUUGCAUGUUAAGGUUUUGCUGCAAAAAACACUGCAUGCGUUACAUCUGCAGCCGCGUCUCCUGCACGCACCCCAAAACACGGUGGCAAAGGGGAGGCAGCAGGGAAUCAGCAACGAUGUUACUGCCGACCUCGGGGACCGCAGGACGAGCCGUGCACCGGCGGGUGGGCAGCAGCCCGAGCCCCGCAGCCCCCGGGCACCGCGGGGAAGGGGAGGGAGCGCGGCUGCAGCCGGCUUAAAGCGGCUCGGAGGGACGGCCGAGCCGAGCUUUGCAAGGCGCUUGUGCCGCUUUAAGGCGGUGCCGCCGUUCCGGACUCGCUCAGGCACCGGGAAGAGGAACUGGGUUUUUGCACUGCCGGGUCGGGGCGAGCGCUCCGCAGUGCCCCGGCCCGCGGCUUCCCGGGCGGCCCCGGCCCGCAGCCCUCCGCUCGGUGCUUGCUGCAAGGGAGGGAUGGGUGGGGAGGAGCUGGGGCGAGGAAGAGCCUCUGCACCCCAUUGCCUCCCUCCCGCAUCCCCUCCGCACCUCCUUUGCAUCCCCUCCGCAUCCCUUCUGCACACCUUUUGCUUCCCCUCCUCAGUCCCUCUGAGGGACCGGAUUGCAACCCCCGUGCUUUUCCCUGCUGCAGCUGCAAGGGGACUUGCUUGCAGGAGCUGUCUGCUUGCAGAGUGCGUGCUUGAAAUAACCUCCUCCCCUUUUCCCUCUCCGCAAAAAAAGGACGCCCCAAGCCCCUCUCUGCCAUGAUUUUGCUGAGCAGCAUCUUGCACCUGCGGCCGCGGCACUGCGGCCCUUUGGCAGGGCUGGGCAGGGGGUCCAGCCCCACAGCGGGGUCCCGCAGGGCGCUGCGUGUGCUGGUGGAUAUGGAUGGGGUCCUGGCCGACUUCGAAGGAGGAUUCCUCAAGAAGUUCAGGGCCAGGUAUCCCGACAAGCCCUACAUUGCCCUGGAGGACCGGAGGGGCUUCUGGGUGUCGGAGCAAUACGGGCGCCUGGCAGCUGAGCUGAGCGAGAAAGCUAUCAGCAUCUGGGAAUCCAAGAACUUCUUCAUUGAGCUGGACCCGCUCCCUGGCGCUGUGGAAGCUGUGAAGCAAAUGUCAAAUUUGGCAGACACUGACGUGUUCAUCUGCACAAGCCCUAUCAAGAAGUACCGUUAUUGCCCCUAUGAAAAGUAUGCCUGGGUGGAGAAGCACUUUGGCCCUGAGUUUCUGGAGCAGAUUGUUCUGACACGGGAUAAGACAGUGGUUUCUGCUGACCUGCUCAUCGAUGACAGACCUGAUAUAACUGGGGCCGAGGUGAACCCCAGCUGGGAGCACGUGCUCUUUACUGCCUGCCACAACAAGCAUCUGCAGCUGGAGCCGCCCAGGCGCCGGUUGCAGUCCUGGUCUGAUGACUGGAGAGCCAUUCUGGACAGCAAACGGCUGCCACUGAGCCACGCGGCCUAAACCCUGGCCUCCAUCCCAGCUGCCUGCUCAUCUCCUCAUGGAGUCCUCCUGGAGGCCGACACCAUGGGCAGGUAGACAGACAGAUGGUCAGACACAUAUGGGGUGGGAAAGGAAGGGGACCUUGGAGUAGACUUCAGCCUGGCUGCCCUCUGUGCCAUGUUGGACCCCCAGUGUCAUCUUUCCCCUCUGGCACAGCACAGGCCAUCCCUCUGUCCCUCUGUGGUGGAGUCAUGCCACGAUGGAUUUGUUCUCCUGCUGCUAUGAAUGAUCCGCAUCCACCCCAUCACUGAGGAGCUGCUGCAGCUGAGAGACACUCUGGUGCUGAUUCAGGGAAGAAGGAGCAGUCAUUUCGUUAGCCAGGAGCUGUAAGAAACUCAGCAAGCCCUCACUGGUGGUGAUCCAUGGAUUUCAAAGCCAGGGGCAUGCAUGUGAUGGCUACAUGGUCUGUGCCCCAUCUCUCUCCUCCUCCUCAUGUCCGAAAUGAGCCUGACAGGAGAGCUCUGGGUGUGCAUCCAUCCAGAAAUGGAUCAGCCCUGGGUGGAACCAACUGCUGGGCUUGGGCAGUGGGACAGUUGAUGCACUAAGCAUCCUAAAGCCAUUGGUGCAGAGCUGCAUGGAAAAACAUAAAACAUGAGGUGGUGGAGAAGGUACAGCAUCACAGAGAAGGUAGCAGAGCACCAAGGGACUGGGCAGGGAGCACAAUGAGGCUAUCAUGCUGCUGCCUGCUUGGGAUGUGGCACCUCCCAUCUCCCUGAGCCUGCCCCAUCCCCCAAACAGCAGCAACCAUGCACUGGAACAUGGCUGCUGCUGCUUCUCCCGGCUCUGUGGAGGAGAUGUCAUGAUGCAGAUCCCUCUGAUUGUGCAGCUGGGUCUGCCCACACCAUUUGAGAUCCCACCACUGUUCCCUCCAUCUUGUCCAAGGACUUGCUGACUAUAGGGGGUGAAGUUCUCCACUGAGAUGUGUGGCCAUGGUUGGUCAUCCUGUGUGCUGCUUGCCUUGCACCUUUAUCUUUCCUCUUCUCUCAUCCCCAUCAGCACAAAGCAAUCUGAGCCCAGAGCCACACAGCCAACAAACAACAAAUUUCAGCAGCAGCAGUCUGUCCCACCAUGCGUGGGACCUGGAGGGGCUCUUGAAGUCAAUGCUUCAAAUCUGUGCCUUCCCAAGCUGCUGUAGGGCCAGAAGUGAAACCCGAAUUGCCUCGGGUCUUUCCAAAAGCAGCCCUGUCUGUUGGGAUGGGGAUAUUGUGUUAAGACUGCAUGGUUUGGGAGUGAUAUCCCACAAUGAUUUUAUUUUAGUUUUUCCUGUUCAAACCACUGUGUGCUUCAGGUGUGUGUUUGGGCUGUGCUGCCACCUGAGGUGCAGCUCUGCUAAGCAUCAUGCACAGCAUUGUAUAGGCUGCGAGUUGAUUUUUUGCCCACUGAUACCAUGAGCUGCCCGAGCUUUCUGGAGUGCUCUCCCAGCCCAUGCUGGAGCUGAAAUAAACUGGCACAUUACUGCGGUUGCCCAAAUCCAGCCAUUAGACAGAUCCCAGGGAUACAGCUUUCCGGACCCACCAUCUCCUUGGUGAGAUGUGUGAUGCUGGAGAGGCCACAGGGGUUCACAGCAAAUGAAAACAGAGCUGGAGUUUCUCCUGUGUCAGGCUCCACCUGGACACACAGAAAUCCCAUGUGGGUUGCUGUCCUACUGCAUCCACCAUGUUCAGGGCUGUGAUGCAGUUCUCCAUCACGGUGUGGUCCUUUCAGUGCUCAGAUGGGCUAUGCAGAGCUUUUAUUUUUAAACAUCCAUCUACAAAAUAGAGGCUGCUGAGGAGCACUGCAAUAGACAUCAAGUUUUGUUGGCACCUGGCUUCCCAAAAAGCAGAGUUUGGGUUUUGCAGUUUCACACCUGUGGUUCUGCUUUUGCCAUAGGGAUGGGGUGUUUGCAUCCAGGUGCUGGGAGCAUUCUCCAGGUAGCACGUGCCUCAUCCCAGGCUCCCCUCCAGGCACAGAGGAAGCAAGCAUUGGUGCUGGGAAUUGUUUUUUUCCCUAUGUUUUUACUGCCCUGUGCAGCUUUAAGGACAGUUUGAUUUUUCUCUUCCAGUUCAGACCACUGCGUUAGAUGGUUGGAAGCACUCAGAGAUUACGUUUGUGGUUCACUGGUGAGUCCAAUCCUGCCACAGCUUGAAUCCUGCCUAGAUGCAGUGGCAAGGAAAAAUGUGGUACAGCUCAUACCUGAGAUAUGCAUUUCUGAGCCCAAGGGGUAGCACGGGUCGGACCCUCUCCCCCUGAUACUGGGGGAAGAAUGGAGCAUUUGCACCAGGGCUGGGAUGUGCAUUCCCUUGUGCAUGUCUCUGGCACUCAUAGGGUUAACCAAAGAGCUUAGAUUUGGGGCUUUUCCUCUCUGUUGAACAUGAAAGUGGCUACGAAGAGAUGCAUGUUCCCAUUGCCGCACUGCGAAGGAGACGCACAAUAAACCUCUCUGUGCCACAGCCUCA
This is a messenger RNA of Phasianus colchicus (ring-necked pheasant), 5015 nucleotides long. It is a transcript of the gene NT5M, whose product is annotated as 5',3'-nucleotidase, mitochondrial. Gene Ontology annotation, cellular component: mitochondrion. Gene Ontology annotation, biological process: pyrimidine deoxyribonucleotide catabolic process. Gene Ontology annotation, molecular function: 5'-nucleotidase activity. The record is from RefSeq and is a predicted model, not a curated record. NCBI's taxonomy places the organism in Eukaryota, Metazoa, Chordata, Aves, Galliformes, Phasianidae.